Pediculus humanus corporis (human body louse) is the source of this 1212-nucleotide messenger RNA. Its product is annotated as alpha/beta hydrolase domain containing protein 1,3, putative. The coding region runs from base 1 to 1212 and encodes 403 amino acids. Gene Ontology annotation, molecular function: acetylesterase activity; monoacylglycerol lipase activity. The transcript is spliced from 7 exons. The record is from RefSeq and is a predicted model, not a curated record. Lineage: Eukaryota; Metazoa; Arthropoda; Insecta; Psocodea; Pediculidae. Gene Ontology annotation, biological process: medium-chain fatty acid catabolic process; medium-chain fatty acid biosynthetic process.
AUGUUUAAUUUUGGAUUAUUCGGAUACGGAUUAAUGGAAUAUACGUCUGGGUGGUACCUUGCAGGACUUUUAAUCACGGGUUACAUAUCAUAUUAUUUGUUUGAAGUCGUUAAGCAACCUCAAUUGGUGUGUGCUCCCUGCAAAUUUAGAAAAUUCUUAGAAUCAAAUUUACCCAUUCUGCAUGAAAAAUAUUGGCCAACAUUUUGGUGUUGCGAAUCCCGAGCACAGACUGUUAUGGCUGCUAUUGUUCGAAGAACCCUUUUACCCUACAUACAAUACAGAAGGGAAAUAUUAACGCUGAGAGAUGGAGGUGAAGUCGCUUUGGAUUGGAAAGAAGAAAAUACGACUUCAUCAAGUCCUGUUGUCCUUCUUUUUCCAGGACUCACAGGUACGAGUCAAACGGAAUAUGUGAAAGCUUUGGCCAUAAGCGCAUCGAAAAGUGGAAUACGAUUUGUUGUUUUCAACAAUAGAGGACUCGGUGGAAUGGCAUUGAAAACACCCAGAUUGUAUUGUGCUGCAAAUGUUGAUGAUGCAUCAGAAGUUAUUUCUCAUGUUAAAAAACUUUAUCCGACAGUGCCUUUGGGAGUUCUUGGAGUAUCCUUAGGAGGGAUGAUAUUGGGAAAUUACAUGUCACGAAUGUCUGACGAAUCACAAAAAAUGAUUGCAGCCGCCAUGUUGAUAUCCGUGCCUUGGAACGUAUUCGUGGGUACAAAAUCAUUAGAAAAACCAAUAUUAAAUUAUUUAAUCAACAGGCAUUUGGCAUUUUGUUUAGUCAGAACAAUCAAAGAACGGAGUCAAAUAUUAGAUUGCACCCACGAUUUAGAUCAAAUUGUUAAAAGUCGAACGGUUCGAGAAUUCGAUACGAGGUUCACGGCCAAACAUUUCGGUUAUGAAAACGUGAGCGAAUAUUACACGGAAGCAUCACUACACACAAAAAUACCGUUAAUGAAAGUUCCUACACUGUGUCUUUCCGCAGCCGAUGAUCCCAUGCAACCUUUGGAAGGUAUUCCCGUGGAAGAUGCUAGCAAAUCCGAAAGCGUAGCCAUUUUGAUACCUUCGAGAGGUGGUCACAUAGGUUUUAUGGAGGGCCUACUACCCAUAGCUUACGAUCAAUACAUGGCUCGAUGUUUCACGCAGUAUUUUAAUGCAAUGUUUGAAAAUGAUAAUUACAAACAGUUUUUUACAACGGGAAAAGAACAAUCGAACAAUUAA